AGUUCCGUAACCACCAAAGUGAAAGAAAAUGUACAUCAGCGAAACGAAAUGUUUGUUUUCACUACAAUUUAAUGCAUAUUUUAAGCGAAAUCCUUUCAAUUCAUGUCGCUAAUUAACAUUUUCUCUCUCCUUGCUAGUGUUCUGUAGUGCCCAGACAUGAUGUGAAAUACGUAAAACUGGUAAAAAGGCCAAAAUGUCGGGAAAAGACAAGUGGGUCCGCCGGUUUUCAGUCGACGAAACUGCGAAACACAAAAAUGGUUUCACCAUUUACAAAAUAACUUCAGUGCUAUUCCCAAUCGAUGCUCCGGAGGCAGUAACUGUCGUCUCGGUCUGGAAGCGGUACAGCGACGUCCGGAGGCUCCACCGGAGCAUGUGUGCCCUCCACGCCGGCCUGCACCUCCCGCCGCGGGGCACGUGCACCCUGCCGAGUACUAGCUACUUCCGCCGCUUCCAGAAAGAGGUGAUCGAGGAGCGCGCGAAGGCCAUCAAAAGAGUUCUGGAAUUCAUUGCCGAGCAUCAGCUCCUGUUCACGAGCACGGAAUUCGUUAAUUUCCUGCAGAGCGGGCACCCGGAGCCGUCCCCUUCUCUCGGCGCCAUCGCGUCCAUCCGCGCGGCGCUCCGCCUCGCGCCCGCGCCGCCGCUCCCGCUGCAGCGCGAGCGCAGCCCGCCGAGCGCAGACCAACCAGAGACCCGCGACGAAACAGACUUCGCAUCGAUCCCGAAAAUCCCAAUCUACGAAGCGGCAGUUGUCGAACUCAAGCCGCACUCCUCCAACGACUCUCUCAACUCCCUAGAGAGCCUCAACGACGACUUAUACGACCAACUCUCCAAACUCACCGUACAAAAUAAAGGCGCAGUCAAAAAUAGGCUACCGGAUUUGAUUAAUUUCGACGCGCCAUCUAGUUCACGCUUAGAGAACUACGUACCAAAGCAAUCGGAUACUUCAUCCUUGAACUCCACGCUUUCGAGUCGAAGUAACAGUCGGAUGUCGUUGUACAGUAAGACGUCCUUAUCUAACGUGGACAGUAAGACAAGGACGGAGGAUAGUUACGUGUUCGAGGCGGGGUAUUUGUUGAACAUGGCGGCGCGGUGUGAGGACAUGAGGGAAUACCAGAGGGCGUUUGAUUUUUACAAGUCGGGGAUUGAGAAGAUGCUGGUUGGGGUUCAGACCGACUCGGACCCGCAGAGGCGCGCCCUCAUCAAGGAUAAGACCAACAAGUACCUCUCCUACGCCGAGGAAAUCUACAAGAACCAUCUAUGCGACGUCAAUGAAACUCUGAUCCCAGAACCCGCGCCCACACCUAUAAACUGCCCGGUACCACUGUCCAUGCUCCGGAGACCGUACGAAGAUCUAGCUUUGUACCGGGUGCUAGCUGUAGUAGCGGAUACCAUGAUGCUAGUGCUGCACAAGGCUGCACAGGUCUGCUACGCUAUGAAGGUGAUCCAAAAAAUCCCCAACAACCUAACGGAAUUCGACGAAUACUUCCUCCAGCGAACCAACGAGACCCGCCAACCCGUUCUACCCACCAGCAUACCAUACAUGGUUCCACUCCAAGCCUACAUAGAAACCAACUCUCUCAUCUUUCUCAUACUAUCUUACGCUCCGGGCGAGAAAUUACUAGACUAUAUAAAAAACUAUGUUAAGUCUAUACCAAGUACGCCAGCGAGGGAAGUGAACUUGGAGAAUGUGUUCAGUGAACCAAUGAGGAAGAUUGAGGAAGUUGAGGAGGGUGAUGAGGUUGAGGAGCUGGUGAGGAACUCGCAGACGCUGCUGAGGAAUGUGGACAGGGCGCUGCACGAAUUGGUGAGGAACUCGCAGACGCUGCUGAGGAAUGUGGACAGGGCGCUGCGUGAGGAGGGGGAGGUUCAGGAGGAAAAUGGGAGGGGGGACCCCACGUUGUCGCCGCCGCCCCGCGCGGCGCUGCCGCCCUCGGCCGUGAGGCAGUGGGCCGCGCAACUACUUACCGCACUAGAGAGUCUACACAACGCUGGAGUUAUCUGCAGAGACCUGAACCCGUCAAACAUUCUCCUAGGCGAUGGUGGUCAGAUCAUCCUCACCUAUUUCGCGGGCUACCCGCUAGACGUGUCCCUACCACAACGGUCCCUGUCCGUAUCGACGGGACGAACCGACCUGUUUGUGGCACCGGAGCUAUAUAACGUCUGUACGGACAUAGGGGACGAGAGAUUAUGUGACUUCUGGAGUUUUGGGGUCAUUAUGUAUGAGCUGCUAUGUGGAGUGCCGUUGUCGCACUACCACAAGAGCGUGUUCACGAGCCACACCGUGCUGUGUCUGCCCGAGGAGUUACCCGUCGAAGAGGAGUCUCUGCUUACACAGCUGCUCACAUACGACCCCGCCGAGCGUCUCGGCCGCGACGGCGUCGACGAGAUCAAACAACACCCAUACUUCCGACACACAGACUGGACACUAGUACAGAACGACUGGAGAGUGCCCGGCUGA
This is a messenger RNA of Cydia amplana, 2458 nucleotides long. Its product is annotated as ribosomal protein S6 kinase delta-1. Gene Ontology annotation, molecular function: ATP binding; protein kinase activity; phosphatidylinositol binding. The record is from RefSeq and is a predicted model, not a curated record. The transcript has 14 exons. Lineage: Eukaryota; Metazoa; Arthropoda; Insecta; Lepidoptera; Tortricidae. Bases 194 to 2458 code for a protein of 754 amino acids. Gene Ontology annotation, biological process: protein phosphorylation.